AUGAAAUUCUCCCAUACUACAAUCGCUGCACUUUUGGCUUGUUCGACUGUUAUUUCGGCUGCACCUGCAGCUGUGGUCACUAACGAUGUUCUUCACAUCCAGAAACGUCUGCAAGAGUUAACUCUUUUAAUGGAUGAUCUUACAGCUUUAAAGAAGCGUGGUGACCUUAAUGAGGAUGAAAUCGCCAAGCGUGAAUAUGUCUUGGUUACUCAAUUAUUGACUCUUCUUAAACAAACGGGACUUACUCCAACUAUUUUGAAAUGGAUUGUUACUAAUGGUAUUUUCCAACCUAUUAUUGUGGAUGUCAUUGUUGGCCUUUUGAAGCUGGGUGCGAUUGACUGGAACGCACUUUUUGUUGCCUUGGACAAAUCUGGAUUGGCAGCUGCUACAAUUCAAGGUCUUAUUUCUGAUUGUAAGUUUUAUGUUGCAUUAUUUGAUUUAGCCAAGAGCUUUAUCCAAGAUUUAAUUCCUAAAGUUAAUUCUCAAAUCACUGCCAGUAUUUCCACGAGAGAUUUAUUAGCAGUUGAUACCAUGUAUCAUACUAGAGAAGAUUCAUUCACCGACAAUUUGGAAAUCAGAGCCACCCCAGAAGAUGGAGUUAUUAUCAAUCUCUUAGAAUCUGUGGCUAACUCAGGUUUGGCAACUCAAGUGGUCAAUGCUCUUUUCACAGACCCUGCCUAUAGGCCUUUCAUUUCAGCUUUGAUUCAAGAAAUUAUUGCUGAAAAAGCGUUAAACUUGUCCGAAAUUCUUGGAGCAUUGAUUGAGUCAGGAUUAGUAACAAGUUUAUUGAAACAAUUCUUGAAUGCUAAGACUUUCGAUACUAUCAUCACCAAUGCCUUUGCUGCAUUCUCAGGUACAUGUGGACAAGUUCAAUCCUCAGGAGGAGGCUCCCCAACGUUGGCCAUCAGCUCAUCUGCUGGUGGAACCACACCUACUGGAACUCCAUCAAACUGUAGGAGAAGAAGAAGAUCCUACAACUACUAG
[Candida] anglica is the source of this 984-nucleotide messenger RNA. NCBI's taxonomy places the organism in Eukaryota, Fungi, Ascomycota, Pichiomycetes, Serinales, Debaryomycetaceae. The record is from the annotation of a GenBank genome assembly.